Molecule: messenger RNA, 675 nt
Organism: Chelonoidis abingdonii (Abingdon island giant tortoise)
Lineage: Eukaryota; Metazoa; Chordata; Testudines; Testudinidae
Gene: TCF23
Product: transcription factor 23
Biological process (GO): developmental process; regulation of transcription by RNA polymerase II
Molecular function (GO): protein dimerization activity; RNA polymerase II transcription regulatory region sequence-specific DNA binding; DNA-binding transcription factor activity, RNA polymerase II-specific
Source: RefSeq, a predicted model, not a curated record
AUGGCCGAGAACACCUUUGCAGGGGCGGAAGAGAAGCGAAUGGCUGGCCAGGGGCUGGAGACAUGCAGCCCCAGGCCAGCCUCUGCCCUGGCUGGCAGGAAGAUGAGAGGCAGCCCAGGCACACCAAAGCUCCCCCCGGGCUGGAGGAGAGCAAGCCAGCGAGAGGUGAGCAGCAGCCAGAGAGCCAGCAACGCGCCCAGCGACAGCCACAGCGCGAUGGGGCCCCUCCCAGCUGCAGGCAGGGGCCAUGCCAGUUGUGCUCUGCCCAGAGGGAGCACGGGGAAGCUGUGUCCCGAGAACGCAGCCCGGGAGCGCAGCCGCGUGCGGACCCUGCGCCAGGCCUUCCUGGCGCUCCAGGCUGCGCUGCCCUCGGUCCCGCCGGACACCAAGCUCUCCAAGCUGGACGUGCUCGUCCUGGCCACCAGCUACAUCGCCUACCUGACCCACACCUUGCACCAGGGCCAGCCGCCCCCCGAGGCAGCCCCACUGGUGAGGGCGCCCAGCUUCCUGCACCCCAUGAAGAAAUGGCCCAUGCGGUCCCGCCUCUACGCUGGAGCCUGGGGCGCGGACGUUGCUGACAUGCCUGCAGCUGCCCCCGCAGUCCCCAGCAGCAGGAUGAGGACGGGCUGUGAGGGGGGCAGCCCGGAGGCUGGCGGGGCAGCCCUGUGACACCUC